Molecule: messenger RNA, 4265 nt
Organism: Stegastes partitus (bicolor damselfish)
Lineage: Eukaryota; Metazoa; Chordata; Actinopteri; Pomacentridae
Product: PH and SEC7 domain-containing protein 4
Exons: 16
Coding region: 372-3692 (1106 amino acids)
Biological process (GO): regulation of ARF protein signal transduction
Molecular function (GO): guanyl-nucleotide exchange factor activity; phospholipid binding; protein binding
Source: RefSeq, a predicted model, not a curated record
GUUCAAACACAAUCAGCUCGGGGUUGCUUGUACGCUUCUGUGUGUAUGUUGGCUGAAAGUGUCUGUGAAUGCACAGCUCUUUGAUGUCAGUAUAAACCCAGUGUAACACAGCAGUGCGCCUCUCCCUCCCGCAGGACCGGACUUAAAGCCUCACAAGCUGGCCGAUCAUAUGAUGUUGCUGUAAAGAGCCUGGAGGGGAUCUGUGAAUGGCAACAUGCUUCGAAAUCUUCCACAGAUGGAACCUUGACAAAUUAUGAUCACUCUACAUCCAGCAGCAGAGGACGUUUUGUAGCUACACGACGUUUGCAGCUGCAGCAUCUUUCACCAAAACCCACAAAGACGCUGACAGCUGAAUUGACUGCACGGCGCUAAUGGAGGAGGAAACCUUGUGCGCCUCUCUGCCGGAUAUCACAGAUUCUGUCCUUCAGCAGCUUCUACAAGACUCGUGGACCGCUUUAGAUCCUCAGAGCAUCAAUGGAGAAGAGGAGACCGUUGUGUGGGACGAGACUGAGGUGCAACUGAACCAGGAAUAUGGGCCGGAUCAGCUCAGUCUCUCCCCAAAGGCAGAACACAAGUCCCCUGAAGAGGCAGAACAAUGGGAGCAGAUAAUAUGGCCGGUUUGCCCCAUCACCUGCAACAGUCCUCGGCUGUCCUUCGCCACAGUGCAGUGGAACAUGCCCGAUCCCUCCACUGAGACGCCGUUACUCAUGACUGACAGCGGCUCGGCCAAUCAGCUGGACUCCGAGGUUGUGACGGAUCUAGACGCCACCUCCUCGCCGCUUCACCAGCCUCAAGACAUUAAUGCUGAGCUUUUCAACCAUGAGGACACAGAGGAACCAGAUGAGUUUGAUUCACAGCAUCUGAAUUCCGAUGUUGAGUGGACAGGAAACGGAUCUGAGCCAUGUGAUGCAGCAGAUGUGCAAGAACCGAAGACACAGGAAAAGGAAGACUCAGCCCAUGAGCUGUUUGACAGCAAUGACGAAAUCCUACUGAGGACAGACUCAGAAGAAGAGGAGGGACACUCUGAAACAUCCGAUCCUGCCGAACCUCAGGACUUAAUUGACAUUGUUGAGGAGAUUCAAGGCUCGCAAGAUGAGGCGGACAGUUUUGUAGUUGUGAAACUAGAAGAGGAACGGGAGGAGCCCGCUGUUCUGCUGACAGGACUGGGAAACUCUGAGGAAGAACAAAUUUCAACAAAUGGUGUCGAGAUUGAGGGAGAGAACGAGGAGGGCGGCGGGGUCGAAGAAGAGCAGAGUGUGACUAAUGUGUCCUGCAGUGAAGAAAGUGAAGAGGCAGAAACUGUCACUUGUGUGGGGCAUGUGGAGGAACCUGCAGAGCCACUGCAAACUGAGGACACUGGAAUAACCAUAGACCCAGAUAAGCUAAUUGAUCUGCAACAGCCAGAGCCUUUGGAGGAAAACCUGCACUCAGAAGCUGAAGAGGACAUUACGAUAGUGGAACAGUUACUUCAAAAUCUAAAAGUUGAGAGUGAAAAGCCAGAAAUGUGUGAAGAUGUAGGUGAGGACAUGGUCCCUGAACAGUCAGAGGCUGCAGACAACGGUGAAGAAGCAUCGAUACAGGAGGCGGAGAGGAUAGAAAACCCACAAGAGACCCUAGAGGAGGCUGAAAAACCAGAGGAGACAAACUGUUUAGACUGUGACCAAACAAUUUCACAGGACGGAGAGGUUCCACUACCUGAACCCUCCGAGCCUGAGCAGCUUGAGAUGGCGGAAAAGCCUGAGCAGAUCCCAGCAGAGGAGUCGCAUCAAACAGAGGCGCAGCACUCGGAAGACCCUGACCAGUCACCAGAGAUGAAACUGACAGACCAAUCAACCCAGCCUGAAAAUGCAGAGCAGCCAGAGGAGUCCGCUCAGUCGGAGCAGGCAGUUUGUGCAGAGGCCGAAGACCCCGGAGCGGCGGAGCAGCGAGAACAGACGGAGCCAUCGGAGCAGAAUGAGCAGUCGCUGCAAACGAGCGACUCGUCUCAGGCAGCAGCCUCCGAGCAGCUCGUGCUAUCAGACGAGACAAAUGAGUCAGAAGUAACAGAGCAGCUGUCUCCUGAGACUGAGGUCACACAGCAGACAGAGGAGGCCCGGCUAAACCAGGUGGACAAACAGGCUGAGACGCCGGAUCAGGCUGAAGACGUGGGGGGUCCCGAGGAUGGAGAUGUUCAAACAGUCGUGGCAAACGGAGAGCAGCCCAAGCACCCGGACACAGCUGUACUUCACAUGAACGGAGGGGAGGUGGACAGAGAGGCGGCCCGCCGCCUCGCCGAACGGCUGUUUAACUUGGACGGGAUUCAGCGUGCGGACGUGGUGAAGCACGUAGACAAAGAUAAUGACUUCAGUCGGGCUGUUGGAGAGGAAUACCUCAAAUUCUUUGACUUCACUGGCCAAUCUCUGGAUCAUGCCCUGAGAUCCUUCCUGAAGGUGGUGGUGCUGAUCGGAGAGACCCAGGAGAGAGAGCGCGUGCUGCAGCAUUUCUCCUGCCGCUUCCAACAGUGCAACCCCGACUCCUUCUCCUCUUCAGGCUCCGUGUUGGCUCUGACAUGUGCUUUGAUGCUUCUCAAUACUGACUUGCAUGGACAGCAUGUGGGGAAAUCCAUGUCGUCUUCCAAGUUUGUGUCCAACCUGGAUGGGAUGAAUGAAGGAGAAAACUUCAGCAAGGAUCUGCUUAAAAGUCUUUACAAUUCCAUAAAGAGUGAACCCCUGGAAUGGGCUGUUGAUGAGGAGGAGCUAAAGAACUCCGUGCUGCUGGAUGAAGACGCAGGCGAAGAUGCGCCGCUGCGAUCGAAAGCGAACCCCUUCCAGGACGUUCCUCACGACAAAACGGCCUCUGUGGUCAAGCAGGGUUUCCUCCAGAGAAAGCUCCACGCCGACAUCGACGGCAAACGCACUCCUUGGGGGAAACGAGGCUGGAAGACUUUCUACGGUGUGCUGAAGGGAAUGGUCCUUUACUUACAGAAGGACGAUUAUCGGAGGGAUCAGCCGACUAACGAGGAAGUGGUGAGCGUGCAUCACUCUCUGGCUGAGCAGGCGGCCGAUUACAUCAAGAAGCCGCACGUCUUUCGCCUGCAGACGGCCGACUGGAGGGUUUUUCUCUUUCAGGCCUCGUCCAAAGUGGAGAUGAAUUCGUGGAUCAGCCGCAUCAACUUGGUCUCAGCUCUUCACUCGUCGCCUCCGUUCCCCGCCGCUGUCGGCUCUCAGAGGAGGUUCUGCCGACCGAUCCUCCCCGCCUCGCAGUCUGCUAACACUCUGGAACAUCAGCUGAAGUCUCAUUCAGGAAUGCUGGAGUCCUUUAGGGCGGACCUGUCGUACCAGCAGGAGAACCCACCAGAGGGCAGGAAAGCCAAAUCCAAAGAUCUGGAGGAGCAUCGUGUCAGAUCAGAGUACCUGCAGCACGAGGUUUGUCGCUACGAGAGCUACAUCCAGGUGCUGGAGGCCUGGAAGAGCAUGAAGAAGUCUGGCGACAGCGAGUUGACCACCGCAGACCUGAACCUGUUUGAUAAAGCCGUGUGUGCAGACUCUGUGGGCGAGGAGGAAGAGGAGGAAGGGGCGCUGAAAAAGUCUUACUCCAGCCCUUCUCUGGAGCUGGAGGUGCCUACUCCGACGGUGGUCAAAGUCAGACGCAACAUCUCUGAGAGACGGACUUACCGCAGGGUCAUCAUCCCUCGAUUGAACAAAGAGGCCUGAGGCAGGAGGAGCAGUUUGUGGCCUUCUGAUUUCUGCUGGCAGCUUUUUGUAGAAGCAGAGAAAUACCAAAGUCACAUCUGUGAACCACCUCAGAAUGUUACUGUUUUUGUUUUAGCGUUUUUCAGAAUUUUGAUCUUGUGCACUUUUACGAAAAUCCGCCUCAGGGAAAAACCGUAACCCUCAAACUCUCUCUGGACAGAGGGGGCACCCUGAUCCGUUUGUUGAGUGAAGUAACAUGUACGGACCUAAUUUAUUUAGUUUUGCUAAAACAUUUUGGUCUUUUUUUUAGUAGGCAGAAUAGUUUAAACAUUUACAAUGCUGGACUUUGUGUGAAAAUGUGCCUUUAACAUGUAAACCACAAGAGGAUGCUGUAGUACAGGACGUCUCUGAUGACAGUCAAGGCAAAGAUAGGCUCUGACAGUUUUCUCUUUCAAAAAAAUCCUAUUUGCACUUUUGUUAUUCUUUAUAUUGCGUUUAAAAUGUUUGUUGGCAUAAAUGCCUCUGAAGUGUUACACACUUUGUUUAAAUGAAGGAUUCUUUUUAAAAAUAAAACGUUGCCCAUGUAGAUUAUUC